GGAAGGCUCUGAUUGGACUGGAGGGUCCCUUCCAAUUAAUUCUACAAUUACGAUUCUAUAAAAGUGGGUUCAGUGGGUUGAGUCUAGCAUUGGGUUUUGGAGGCCAUGGGUCUUUCUUGUUUCUCAGGGGCUUCUCUCUCCAGGUGCCACCAUGGGCACCACCAACCAAGGCUGGCCUGAGGAAUUCGGCUUCCGGCUCGGCGGCCACGGGCCCUGCUUCAUCCUGGCCGUGGACGAUGGGAGCAGCGCCCAGAUGGCCGGCCUGCGCCCCGGGGACCAGGUCCUGGAGGUGGAAGGCCAGCCGGUCUCUGCCUUGUCCUGCGAGGCCUUGGUGGCCUUGGCCCGGCGGUGCCAGAACGUGCCCCCCAGCAUCGGGGUGGUCUCCCGCGUCCAGCAAGUGGACCUCCGGCCGGGUCAAGAGGGCUACUUCGGCUUCACUUUGGCCCCCGAUAUAGGGCCGCCUCUGCAAGUAGAAAACGUAGUCCCAGGCUCCCCGGCCUCUGACUCUGGACUCAAAGCCGGAGACUACGUCCUGGAGGUCAAUGGGGUCCCGGUGAAGGUUUACAAAGAGGUGGAGGCCAUGAUCCACAAUAGCCAAGACCGGGGUCUCCAGUUGGGGGUCCUCCGCCUCGGGCGGACCCAAACGCGGAGGGCCAGCAGCGACAUCCGGGCCUUUGUCCAGAGUGCGGACGCCAUCCACCAGGAGCGGAGGCAGAAGGCCCGGGAGUUCAGCAAGAAGGUGCAAGAGAUCCUGGGGGAUGAACCCGAACUCAAGGAGAAGAUGUUCACCAUCCUCAAGCAAUUUGCGGCCGAGAGGAAGGUGGACGACUUGGCCUAUGCGCUGGCCAUGCUCUUCACCAAGGACUCCCACCGCCUCCUCAUUGACAAUAUCAGGAUCUUCAUCCCGCGGAAGCACCGCCAGCGCUUUGAUGAAGUGGUCUCCCAGAGCCUGAUCAGCAAGCUGUGCCGGUCCAAGAGCGGGCAUCCCGGGGGGCGGCUGAGGCGCAGCCGGAGCGAAGACCCCCGCGAGCGACUGCUGGUCUCCACUCGGGCCAGUUCGGUGCCCCGGAGCCACGAGGAGAGCCUCAAGGGCCUCCGGCAGGCCUCCUCCCUUGUGGCCAGCAACGUGGGCUCUGGGGCCGCCAGGAGGACCGUCCGGGUCUACAAAGGCAGCCGGAGCUUUGGCUUUACCCUUCGCGGCCAUGCCCCCGUCUGGAUUGAGUCUGUCCUGCCUGGGAGUCCUGCUGACAAAGCAUCCCUGAAAGCAGGAGACCGGAUCCUGUUCCUCAACGGCCUGGAUAUGAGGAACUGCUCCCACGAAAAGGUGGUCUCCAUGCUCCAAGGCAGCGGUGCCAUGCCCACCCUUGUUGUCGAGGAAGGCAUCGUCAGCUUCUCAGAUUCAGAGUCCACGGAGUGUCCCAGCUCCUCCUCUGCCUUGACUUCCUUGCAAUGGGUGGCCGAGAUCCUCCCUUCCAGCAUCAAGAUCCAGGGACGGACUUUCCACCAGCAGCUGGAGCACCUGCUCACGCCGCCCGAGCGUUACGCCAUUUGCAAGGCCCUGGAGAGCUUCUUCCAGCACAGGAACAUCGACACCCUGAUUGUGGACAUUUACCCGGUGCUGGACACUCCCUCCAAGCAGGUCAUCUGGCAGUUCAUCUACCAGUUGCUGACCUACGAAGAGCAGGAGCACUGCCAGGAGAAGAUCGCCCGCUUCCUGGGCUACAAAUCGGCAGCAGCAGAGCCCGAGGUGGAAGAGGGUCUCCGGAUGGGACCCUCGAUGAGUCGGAGGAGCCUCCACGGCCACAAUCGCGAGGAAGGAGGAGGUGGAGGAGCUGGAGGCGGCAUUGACGUGGCUGUGGAUUUGCCAGUCCGUGUCGCGCCGGGGGAGAGGCAGGCAGGCGACGGGACGUCCCUUCCGGAAACCCCCAAUCCCAAAAUGAUGUCGGCCGUUUACGCAGAGCUGGAGACCCGGCUGACCACCGGCUUUGGGGGCAAACUGGGCAACUUGGCCGCACACCGGACAUCACCUCCGGAGCAAGGAAACCCUGCAGGGCUUCGCAGGUCUGGCCCGAGCAUCUCUUGGCAGGAGGGCCAUCCGGGCUACUUCCAGGCUCCGGGCGCGUCGGGUGGCCUGCCUUCUCCCGGCAGCACCGAGUCCAACCCCUACGUCAGUCUGGACAGCAGCCCGGCCCCCUCCCCGGAGCAAGGCCUCAGCCCCGCGUCCCAGCGCCACCCGCACAAGAAGCUCUUCACCUUCUCCCGGCCACCGCGCAGCCGCGACACCGAUCGCUUCUUGGAUGCUUUGAGCGAGCAGCUGGGCCACCGCAUCGCCCUCGUGGACGACUUCCUCACCCCGGAGAACGACUACGAGGAAAUGAGCUUCCAGGAUGACCAAGGCAGCUUCAUCACCCAGGACCUGAGCAGUGCCAGCGAGGACCAGAGCAGCAGCAGCAGCAGUGAAGGCAGCAGCGAAGGCAGCUCCCUGACCUACUCCUCCCUGUCAGACCCCAUCCCGCCGCCUCCCCUUAGCCCCCCGCCACCCCCUCCCCACCCGCAGGACCACAAAAAGGGGGCCCAGAGGAGGUCCCAAGUGGGGAAGGCACCCCUGGUUGCACCCUCCGUUUCAUCCUCCUCCUCCGCUUCACCCAAUCCGGCUUCCGUGGCCCCCAAACUGGCCCCCCCGCCGCCCCCGCCACCCCCUCCUCCCCCGGUCCCCUGCGCCCCCCCUCCGGCCCAUCGAGGGGCCUUCCCCCGAAGAAGUGAGUCCAACCACAUGAGCGUCAAGCGGCUGCGAUGGGAGCAAGUGGAGAACUCGGAGGGCACCAUCUGGGGACAGCUCGGAGAGGACUCGGACUACGACAAACUCAGCGACAUGGUCAAAUACCUGGACUUGGAGCUGCAUUUUGGAACGCAAAAACCCGCAAAGCCGAACCCUUUGCCCGAGUCCUUUAAAAAGAAAGACGUGGUUGAGAUUCUGUCGCACAAGAAGGCCUACAACACAGCCAUCCUGAUCGCGCACCUGAAGCUCUCCCACCUGGAGCUGCGCCAGAUCCUGCUCACCAUGGAGAGCGACCGCCUGGAGCCUUCGCACAUCAAGCAACUGCUGCUCUAUGCGCCCGACGCUGAGGAGGUCCAGCGCUACCACAGCUAUCAGGGCAACCCCAGCAAACUCAGCGAGCCGGACCAGUUUGUCCUGCAGAUGCUCUUGGUGCCCGAAUACCAGACCCGGCUGCGCAGCCUCCACUUCAAGGCCUCGCUCCCGGAGAAGACGGAGGAGAUGACGGCAGGCUACGGGUGCCUCUUCAACGCCUCCUUGGAGCUGAAGAACAGCAAGAAGCUGGCAAAGAUCCUCGAGUUUGUGCUGGCCAUGGGCAACUACCUGAACCACGGUCAGCCAAAGGCCAACAAGACCACCGGCUUCAAGAUCAACUUCCUGACCGAGCUGAACACCACCAAGACCGUUGAUGGGAAGUCCACCUUCCUGCACAUCCUUGCCAAAUCGCUGGGCCAACAUUUCCCGGAGCUGCUGGGCUUUGCCAAGGACCUGCCCACGGUGCCCCUCGCUGCCAAAGUGAACCAGAGGACCCUCAUGGCCGACCUGAACGACCUCCGGACCACCGUCGAGGAGAUCGAAGAAGCCUGCCAGAAUAUGGUGCUUUCCCCGGAGGACAGGUUCACCACCGUCAUGGACGCCUUCCUGGAGACGGCGCACCCCACCAUCCAGGCCCUGGAAGACCUUCAGAGCAAAGCCAUGGAAGAGUUCACCAAGGUCCUCUCCUUCUUCGGGGAGGACGCAAAAGCCACCACCUCCGAAGCCUUCUUUGGCAUUUUCGCCGAGUUCAUGAGCAAAUUCGAGCGCGCCUUCAGCGACAUCCAGACCGGGGAGGCACAACCGAGCCUCAGGGUGACUCCACCGCUGGCCUGGUGACCCUCCUGCCAAGGACAAUGUGGGUCAUCCGGGCCCUUUAUUCAAUGGGGACCUGGGGUGAUGGCAGCUGUAAAUAGAAGGGUCGGCUAUAGUUCUCCGAGGCCUCCCUGGCGGAUCGAGGGGCAAUGGGGCCAAGGGCCACGGAUCACGACCUCCUGUGACUUCCCCUUCCCUGUGGCCUUGGCUGACAAACACAAACCCGCCACCGACCUGUGCAUUAGCGGCCCUCGAACUCGCCUCCGCGGCCGCUUUUCUUCUCGCCAGUGGCAAACCCUUUCUCCGCUCCAAGUGCCAGGAAACACCUUUUCUUCGGACAACUGAGCAUCUUCACCGUGUCGUUGCAUCAGUUUCAGAUCACUUGUAUAGCUGCAUUUCGGAGGAAUCCUGGGCUUUGCAGUUUGCAAAAGGACUUAAAAUGCACCAGGGAUGGCAUUAAUGGGAAAGAAAGAGACCGAAGCCUAUCUACACUGAGAUAUAAUCCAGUUUCUGAUUCCAGAUGAUCUGCUUUGAACUGGGUUAUAUGGCAGUGCAGAUUCAGGACCCUUCUACAUUACCAUAUAAUCCAAAUUAUCAAAGCAGAUACAGUAGAGUCUCACUUAUCCAACAUAAACGGGCCGGCAGAACGUUGGAUAAGCGAAUAUGUUGGAUAAUAAGGAGGGAUUAAGGAGAAGCCUAUUAAACAUCAAAUUAGGUUAUGAUUUUACAAAUUAAGCACCAAAACAAAUUUGGCAGAAAAAGUAGUUCAAUACACAGUAAUGCUAUGUAGUAAUUACUGUAUUUACGAAUUUAGCACCAAAAUACCACAAUGUGUUGAAAACAUUGACUACAAAAAUGUGUUGGAUAACCCAGAAUGUUGGAUAAGUGAAUGUUGGAUAAGUGAGACUCUACUGUAAUCAUUAUCUACUUUGAACUGGAUUAUAUGAGUCUAUACUGCCAUAUCAUGCAGUUCAAAGCAAAUAAUCUGGAUUGUAUUUGGAAGUGUAACAAUUCAUAUAAUUACAUAAAUUAUAAAAUAUAAUUUUACAGUAGAGUCUCACUUAUCCAAUGCUCACUUAUCCAACAUUCUGGAUUAUCCAAUAUAUUUUUGUAGUCAAUGUUUUCAAUAUAUCGUGAUAUUUUGGUGCUAAAUUCGUAAAUACAGUAAUUAUAACAUAACAUUACUGAAUAUUGAACUACCUUUUCUGUCAAAUUUGUUGUAUAACAUGAUGUUUUGGUGCUUAAUUUGUAAAAUCAUAACCUAAUUUGAUGUUUAAUAGGCUUUUAAUUAAUCUCUCCUUAUUAUCCAACAUGUUCGCUUAUCCAACGUUUUGCCGGCCCGUUUACGUUGGAUAAGCAAGACUCUACUGUAAUUAAAUAAAUUAUAAAAUAUAAUUUUAUUUGGAAGUGUAGUCAUUCAUAUUGUUCAGUUCAAAGCACAUAAUGUGGGUUCAGAUAUUGACUUGUAUUGCGGUGUAGAUCUUGCCUGAGAAAUAGGUCAACUUGAUCCUGGAUUUGUUGACAUCGUUAAAUCCAGUUUUAUUAAUUUGGAUGCACAGUUGGCUUUCUAAAGAUGCAUCUGCACUGUAAAAUUAGCACACUUUGACACUACUUUGCAAUGGAAUGAUGGGAUUUGGAAUUUACGGAGGCACCGGCUCUCUUUGGCAGAUAAAGACCUUGUAAAACUAUAAAUCACAUUAUAGCAUAGCAUUGAGCCAUGGCAGUUAAAGUGAUCUCAAACCGGAUUAGUUCUACAGAGUAGAUAUACAUUAUAUUGAAUUUUUAAUAAUUCAGGGAGAUGCUAGGCCAAGAUUGCUCUGUCCCUUAGCAAACUACACAUCCCAGCAUUCCUCAGCAUGGAGCUGAUAGGGUUAAAGUGAUACGAAACUAAGGACGUGGUGCAGAAGUGCCCGCUGCCUUCCAAAUGGGGUCUGCCUCGAUAUAUAUCCAUGAAUGCCAUUCUUUAUUCUGAACACACUAUGUAUUUUUUUAUUUAUUUAAAAUCGAAUUGAGGUGCUUUUAUGACUACCGGAUAUAUGUGAAUAAUAUAUAUGUUCUAUAGGUCCGUGUCUCCGUCUGGAUCUCUGUGCUCCCUUCUUGCAAUAAAGCCUCCGUCUUUCUUGCAGCAAAAGAUGAAACAUUGCUUCUUUGUGGCUUCUUUGAGAAACUGCAAGUCGCUUCUGGUGUGAGAGAAUUGGCUGUCUGCAAGGACGUUGCCCAGGGAACGUUGCCCAGAUGUUUUGAUGCUUUUACCAUCCUUGUGGGAGGCUUCUUUCAAUUCACCAUAUGGAGCUGGAGCUGAGAGAGGGAGCUCCUCCGCACUCUCCCCAGGUUGGAGGUGGGUUCCAACAACAACAAACAACAACAACAACAUGAUGAUGAUGGUGGUGAUAAUAAUAAUAAUAAUAAUGCAAUAAGAAUAAGAAUACUUUGUAUUUCUUUCCUGUUUACCCCCAAAGCUUGAGGUGGGUUACAAAAAUAACAACAACAACAUUAUGAUGAUGAUGAUAAUAAUACAAUAAAGAAUAAGAAUACUU
Molecule: messenger RNA, 6441 nt
Organism: Anolis carolinensis (green anole)
Lineage: Eukaryota; Metazoa; Chordata; Lepidosauria; Squamata; Anolidae
Gene: grid2ip
Product: Grid2 interacting protein
Exons: 22
Coding region: 152-3928 (1258 amino acids)
Molecular function (GO): protein binding
Source: RefSeq, a predicted model, not a curated record